Messenger RNA from Drechmeria coniospora, 474 nucleotides. RefSeq names its product Golgi apparatus membrane protein TVP15. Bases 1 to 474 code for a protein of 157 amino acids. Lineage: Eukaryota; Fungi; Ascomycota; Sordariomycetes; Hypocreales; Ophiocordycipitaceae. Gene Ontology annotation, cellular component: Golgi membrane. The transcript has 4 exons. Gene Ontology annotation, biological process: vesicle-mediated transport. The record is from RefSeq and is a predicted model, not a curated record.
AUGGAGUUCUCCGACAUCUUGUACGUGCCGCAGGUGCCCCGUGAGACCCGCGCGUCCAAGCUUCGCAAGCUGACCUGCCAUGUGCCUUGCCUCUACAGCCGCAUCGUUAACCUCGCCGUCGGCGCCAUCACCGUCCUCGGUGGUAUCGUCUCCAUCUUUGGCCUGGAGCUCCAGAAAAUUGUCGUCGGUUCCUACAUGGUCGUCUUCGGUCUCGCCAUCGCCUUGCUCGAGUUCCAAAUCCCCCCCCAACUGCCCCGAUAUGCGUCCUUCCUUUUCUCGUUCCUCGGGCGAGGCGCCUUCUACAUCUUCAUCGGGUGCCUGAUCCUCGGCAAGAGCAUCCUCCAGAACAUUGCCGGCGGCAUCGUCGGCAUCGUCGGCAUCGGCUACGUUGCACUCGAGUUCGUCGCCUCCAUAGAGCCCCCGAGCAACAUGCGCGAGGCCGAUGUCGCCGGCUGGGGCGCCGAGCAGGUUUAG